Molecule: messenger RNA, 1398 nt
Organism: Pestalotiopsis fici W106-1
Lineage: Eukaryota; Fungi; Ascomycota; Sordariomycetes; Amphisphaeriales; Sporocadaceae
Exons: 2
Coding region: 1-1398 (465 amino acids)
Biological process (GO): lipid catabolic process
Molecular function (GO): triacylglycerol lipase activity
Source: RefSeq, a predicted model, not a curated record
AUGCUGUCGCUCUUUCAUUUUCUGGUGGCUUGUCUGAUAAGUGUCGCCGUUGCGGCACCGGCGACCACUGUCUCCUGGACUCGCUCGGAUACGGGCACGGAUGCCACGCUUAUUGGCCCGACUCCGCCAAAGCAGGAUCCUUGGUACACGCCGACCGAGGGUUGGGAGUCGGCGGCUCCGGGCGAUGUGCUUCGUGUCCGGGUCGCUCAGGGGCAGUUGGGCCAAACCUUUGACGACCUCGCUGCAGCCUACAACAUUCUUUACCGUACCACCGACAGCAAUGCUCAGCCGUCUUGGGCUGUCACCACCCUACUAAUUCCAAGUAGCGUUGAUGCGACCUCCAACGCUCUGCUGUCGUAUCAGGUUCCCUAUGACUCGGCUGAUCUCGACGCUGGCCCUAGUUAUACCCUGUCUCAGUCCGCCGAGUCUGGUAGAACACCCGGAAACUGCGUCGCGGAGAUUCAAAACGCCCUAGAUGCUGGCUACUAUGUGACUGUACCAGACUACGAAGGCCCACUUGCUUCAUUUACGGCGGGCGUCAUCUCAGGGCAGGCCACGUUGGAUGCGCUCCGUGCAUCAGUUUCGAGUGACCAGGGACUGCCAGGCAUUGCCAAUGCAAAGAACACUUUAUGGGGAUACUCUGGCGGUGCGCUGGCGAGCGAGUGGGCGGCAGAACUUCAAGAGACAUACGCACCAGAGCUCGAAGUCAGCGGCGUGGCCAUUGGAGGUCUCACACCCGACGUGUUUAAUGUCUUCAAUACCGUAACCAAGACGUACAGCGCAGGAUUGAUCCCGCCGGGGGUUGUUGGGCUCGUGAGCCAGUUCCCCGAUGCCCAGGAUUUCGUCUUUGGCCGACUCAAGACGACGGGAAAGUACACCAAGGACAAGUUCCUCUCGGUGCAGAACCUGACGCUGGACCGCGAGGCACCCAUGUUUGCCUUUGAGAACAUCUACGACUACUUUGUGGGCGGCAUCGCCGUAUUCCUCGACCCCCGUGUCCAAGCCGUUAUUGAAAGCGACGGCCUCAUGGGUUACCACGGCGUGCCGCGCGCGCCCCUGUACGUGUACAAGGCCAUCCGCGACGAGGUCAGCCCCAUUGCCGAUACCGACGCCCUCGUCGACAAGUACUGCGCCGCCGGAGCCGAGAUCACCUAUGAGCGCAACACCCUGACCACGCACAAGGACGAGCAAGAUGCCGAGAGUACACGGGCGUUUGCGUUUUUGCAGAGCGUCUUGGACGGGUCCUAUGUCCCGCCGGCUGGUGGGUGUGUGAUUCGCAACGUCACUAUCCCGGACCCUGAUAGGUCGUCCUCGACGUCGGCGGAUGCGCAGCUGCGGCCGGCGACUUUCUUGGACUGGGACGCGACUUUGAACUCUACUGCCCCCUCUACGUUGUAG